Molecule: messenger RNA, 1083 nt
Organism: Linum tenue
Lineage: Eukaryota; Viridiplantae; Streptophyta; Magnoliopsida; Malpighiales; Linaceae
Source: the annotation of a GenBank genome assembly
AUCUGUUCACUCGAGUUUCCCAAUUUCGCCAUCUUCAGUUUCCUUCUCUUUCCUUGCUUCCUCACCUUCAGAUCCAGAAGCCUCAAAACUCUCUCAGGUAGAAAACCCGACGUCCGUGCUCCUGCGCGCCUGGAUCGGAUCAUCAGCGAAGGAACUAAUUGCGGGAAUCGGUCAAUUCCCAAAUCUAUCAACCUACAGCAAAAUGGAUUUUAGCCAGACGCCUGGCGAAAACUACGCCAAUCCCAAGACUUGCUUCUUCCAUGUGCUCUUCAAGGCUGCAGCGCUGGCGUUUUAUAUACUAUCAGCUCUCUUCGUUGAUAGUUUCGUCAUUAUCUUUGUGGUAACCGUGGUGCUUGCUGCUCUUGAUUUCUGGGUAGUUAAGAAUGUCAGCGGGCGGAUUUUAGUUGGACUCAGGUGGUGGAAUGAGAUCAAUGAAGAUGGUGAAAGUGUUUGGAAGUUUGAGAGCCUUGACCAACAGUCACUGGCUCGGAUUAACAAGAAGGAUUCUUGGCUAUUCUGGUGGACGUUGUACCUUAAUGCAGCUGCUUGGAUUGUCCUUGGAGUAUUUUCUGUGAUAAGGUUUCAGGUGGACUAUGUUCUGGUGAUCGCUGUCUGCUUAAGCCUCAGCAUCGCCAACAUAAUUGGUUUUACCAAAUGCCAGAAAGAUGCCAAGAAGCAGAUCCAAGCAUUCGCAACUCAGACGAUCUCAUCUCGUUUUUCAUCAACUCUGCAGUCUGCCUUCAGCGUGGUCUGAGUUAUCUGGACUCUGAACAGAAAGUUUCAAUGUUAUAAUUUCGAGCAUUUUCGUCAAUGUAUGCAACAUGUCCUUUAUCUAGUGUCAGUAGCAGAUGAAUCGUCACAGCCCUAGUUUCUCAAAGUCCAUCCCUUUCCUGGAAUGUGUAAAAAGAAAGCAUCACAUAUAUACGAGGCAAAAAUGUAUUGUAAAAGCACUUUGUUCCAAGUACUCCGAGCACAGUCGUAGAUGUGAUCUUGUUUGAAAAGGAUAAAAAAAGAGCUUGCUGCUUGCUCUAGUUUUGAAUCUUUCUUUACUUAUGAAAAAGAACCAUUUCGACGAUGGCACUC